AUAAAAGACAAUAAAAAGAAAAUAUGCUACUCGAGUAGGCAGGGGUGGAGUAACUAUGAAAAGCUUUGAAACGCCAUAGAAACUGGUUUCAGUCAUCAGCGACAGCCGCAACAGUACAGUAAAAAUCCAGACAAAGAAAAGAAUGAGUGCCAACAAAACCCGGGACCCACCUCCCUAUAUAAUACCAAUGGACACCAAAGGUGAUGUCAAGGUUUACCAUGUGCACACACCGUUCUCUCCACAAAGUUCCACUAUCGAUGACUCUCAAAUGCGACGUGUUCAAGCAACUGACAACAGAAGCAAAUUUGUCAGCCAUGAAUCGUACGAGCUAGGUCGCAAUCCGGGAAUGGCCACCUGCACUAGUUGCCAACAGCAAGUCUUAACAAACGUCACCUACAAAGCAGGAGUCUACGCAUGGUUGAUGUGCCUACUUUUGAUUCUGUGUGGAUUUGUGCUAUGCUGCUGUCUGAUUCCCUUCUUCGUCAAAUUUUUCAAAGACGCCUAUCACACGUGCCCGAAAUGCAAUAGGAUCAUCCACAUUGAAAAGAAGCGAUGCUGCUAACCUCGUCUCCUCCCUGAUUUCAACAGUGCUCAUGGAUUUAUGUGGCACCAUACACAAUAUGAAGGACUGGAGGACACUUUUAGACCAAUAGGGAUGUGUAAAGUUUUAAGAACUAAUGUUGUAAAACAUUUGUAAUUAAGAGCCUUUAGGUUUGCAGCCUUUUUCUUAUUACUAAUUUUACAUAUAACAUCAAAAAUUAACAUGAAUGCACAUAAUUUUGAUUGUUUCUAGAUAUAUUCUACUCGUGUAUAAAGGCCUCGGGGUUGGGGUUGAGAGUGUUGACCUUGGUGACAUAAGGCAAAUGGUCUUAUAGAUAAUUGCCACAUCAACAACAUAAAAAUGUUAUGUCUUGUGACACACCAGGACUGACCAAAUCUGCAGUACAUAACUGUCAGUUAUAUUAUUGAGAUUGUCAAAAAUUUUGCCAUUAAUCACUUAGAUCCCAAAUAAAUAAAAGAGUGUAAUUCAUACGCCCAAACCUCACGAUGGGUUUUUGUUGAUGUUGAAUCACGUUGGUGGAUAGUUUUACAGUUGUACAAAUGCUUUACUUCUGUCAAGUCUGUUUUUACAGUAGUCUCUAUUCGUACAUUAAUGUCCAUAUGUGCAUCAACGUAGAGCUAUGGUACUAAGAAAAAGCAAGGCGGUUCACACAGAACGCGUUCUUGCGUUAAAACACGCGAAAUUUGCGAGGAUAGCAUUAAAACUCGCGAGACGCUGUAACGUUGGCGGUACGUUCAGCUGAUGUUUACGUAUUCCGCGCAAAAGCGCGUUCUGUGUGAAACAGGCCCGUCUAUGUGCAAUAACGUCAUAAGAUUUUUUGUUCGAUUUUGAAGUAUUGGGAAAGACUGUUAAAACGAAAAAAUCUAGAAUAAAGUAUUAAUGAAAAUACUCUACGUUUGCAAUAAAAUGAUUAAGAGUC
Triplophysa rosa is the source of this 1481-nucleotide messenger RNA. It is a transcript of the gene litafd, whose product is annotated as Lipopolysaccharide-induced tumor necrosis factor-alpha factor homolog-like. The transcript has 5 exons. Lineage: Eukaryota; Metazoa; Chordata; Actinopteri; Cypriniformes; Nemacheilidae. Gene Ontology annotation, molecular function: zinc ion binding. Bases 143 to 562 code for a protein of 139 amino acids. The record is from RefSeq and is a predicted model, not a curated record.